Messenger RNA from Galeopterus variegatus (Sunda flying lemur), 1014 nucleotides. RefSeq names its product chromosome unknown open reading frame, human C10orf120. The record is from RefSeq and is a predicted model, not a curated record. The transcript has 3 exons. Bases 1 to 1014 code for a protein of 337 amino acids. Lineage: Eukaryota; Metazoa; Chordata; Mammalia; Dermoptera; Cynocephalidae.
AUGAUCAGCGAAUGGGAGAAUUGCUGUCAGAGGAUCAGAAAACAGAGGGCUAGAGAGCCAAGGGCCCAAGAAAGGAAGAUUGCAGAGGGGAAGUCAAGUAAGAAUGGAAAGUCAGUCAGAAUAUGCAAUACCAGCUAUUCCUUUCAGAACGAGGAUUCCCUGUGUUGCCAAGAAGAUUCAUGUUCUGCUUCUCCGUUGGGGAUAUGGACCAAAUUCUACAAAUCGGAUCCACGCAUUGCCCUUGGGAAAUACUCGCCCUUGGAAAAAGAGAUCCUACGUCUAGGUGGCAUUCACACCAUAGCAGCAAGAAGGUUUUUGUCUCAUAAGCAAGAGGAAGAACGAAAAAUGCUCAAGGAACUUCAAUUGCUGUCUCCAGACUACAAACGGGCAAUGGAAUAUAAAAAAGACCAUUCCUGUCAAUGUUCUACCUGCGGGCCCCUAGAAAAAAUAUGGACAGCCAAGGUGAUUGUGCUCCCAGAGGAGUUUAAAAUGCCACAACGAGAGAAGAUCAACGUCAGCAGACACGUAGAAAGGAUGCAGCUUGCUCGAGCCCUGGGGAAUAAGCAGCUUUUACCCAAUGUCGAAAGGCUCAGGAGAACUUCUUUCCUGUCUGGAGCAAAAGGCAAGGCCAGGGAAAAGGAGGACGACUGUGACAAUGAUUAUCGUGACAAUGUUAAGCAAGGGGAGAAAGAGGAGGCAGAGCACAGAAACACAGAAAGACGAGAGAUAAAAAUGAACGUAGUUUUCAAGUCAGAACAACCCAAAAAAUGUUUAGCUCACCAUCCAAAAGAUUGCAAGCCAUUCCUCCCCACGAAGAAACUGGAACGGUCCAUCACAGGCCUAACGAACCGAAAUGUGUUUCGCUUGGCUGAAUUCCCUGGAGACCUAAUGCUAAUGAAGCAGGAUUUGAUAUCACGGGGACCCCACCCCAGUGAUGUGACCGAUGCCUACGGCCUAGAAGAAGAAAGUGUCUGGAAAGAGUACAUGUGCAAAGCUGAUGCUUACCAUUAUUAA